Messenger RNA from Blastomyces dermatitidis ER-3, 3917 nucleotides. Its product is annotated as eukaryotic translation initiation factor 3 subunit G. The transcript is spliced from 4 exons. Lineage: Eukaryota; Fungi; Ascomycota; Eurotiomycetes; Onygenales; Ajellomycetaceae. Gene Ontology annotation, cellular component: cytoplasm; eukaryotic translation initiation factor 3 complex. Gene Ontology annotation, molecular function: translation initiation factor activity; RNA binding. The record is from RefSeq and is a predicted model, not a curated record. Bases 146 to 1012 code for a protein of 288 amino acids.
CGGGCCGACAUAACUCCGGCUUCAAACCACUAUUACUCGCCAUUGCCAAGAGUUCGAGAUAAUUGCACAGUAAAAUCAGGACAGGAGGCCAACACUCAUAUCACAAACAGAAUCUGCCUCAUACACAACAACAGACUUUAUAACCAUGUCAAAACUUGCGAAUCGCGCUGAUUGGGCGGACGACGAGGAGUUUGAAGAAACCCAAUCCCUUCCACCCCAACAAGUUAUCAACAAUAAAGAUGGCACUAAGACUGUUAUCUCAUAUCGAUUCAACGACGAUGGCAAGAAAGUAAAAACAAGCCGCCGAAUCCGUACAACUGUGGUCAAGGAGCACGUGAACCCCAGAGUAGCAGAACGACGAGGAUGGACAAAAUUUGGGCGUGAAAAGGGUCAUCCUCCUGGCCCUUCGUUCGACACUACCUCCGUUGGUGAAAAUAUUAUCUUCAGACCUAGUGUGAACUGGAAAGCACAAGCGAAAGAGGCAGAGAAAGCAGGCCCCGAGAAGGGAAGCAUCAAGGACCAACUAAAAGACAAGAAAGUCAAGUGUCGAAUUUGUUCUGGAGAGCAUUUCACUGCCAGAUGUCCGUUCAAGGAUACGAUGGCACCAGUAGAAGAGCCUAGUGGGGGUGCUGGUGACGAUAUGGGUGAAGACCGGGCAGCUGGAGGCCUGGGUGCCGGCGGCAGCAGCUACGUACCACCACAUCUACGCAAAGGCGGUGCUGGGGCUGGAGAGCGCAUGGGCGGUAAAUAUGAACGAGACGAUCUGGCAACUCUUCGCGUUACAAACGUGAGCGAACUUGCGGAAGAACAAGAAAUUCGAGACAUGUUUGAGAGAUUCGGUCGCGUCACAAGAGUCUUCCUGGCAAAGGAUAGGGAAACAAAUAUGGCGAAAGGCUUCGCCUUCAUUUCGUUCCAGGAUAGAAGUGACGCUGCUCGCGCAUGCGAGAAAAUGGAUGGCUUUGGUUAUCGGCAUCUGAUCCUCCGCGUGGAGUUUGCGAAGAAGACUACGUAAUUUAUUUGAUCUCUUUUUCGGCUAAUGUUGUGUGGUGUUUUCAAAUUGAUAUGGUUUCGGUAAAGAAAAUAUUUCCCUCAGUUUACUCUGAUGAUUGCUCAAUGAAAGCAUUUAUGGCUACUUCAAUUGAUUCCUCCAAAAUGUGUAGAUGGCCUCAAAAUAAGCCAGCGUGUUCUACUUGGCUUUCUUAUUUGAUCCUGUCCAUACCCCCUGAACUGGCGUUAGCGCGAUUUGUCGCUCAGUUUAGAACACUUCUCUGACCGCUUCCACCCUACGCAUCCGAUAGGGUUAAUUUUCAUCCUCAUGACACAGUUGGCAUUGCUUUUAUCGCGUUGUGUUUGGUCUUUACUUAUACUUACAUCUACAAAAAUUCAAAGACUGCAUUAAAUAACAAGGCUUCUCGCCGCUGCAGCCCCGACCACGUCAUUCAACCAAGGUCCAUUACAUCCUAGGUGAUACGAAUAUGUGCGAGCCCCUUUCGCCCUAACCACCCGGAUUUAUCUCCUUGCAGCAAUCGACAGCAAGCAAAUAAUCUUUGCGACCACUCUUUCGCCCUUUCUUUUCCAUUCUUCUUCUAUCUUUCCUUCGGACAUUUUCUGCAUAUUUGCUUUUUUGCUCCCUAUCCUUCACACGAUCCCCAACCAACACGCUACCUCAUUAUGCUUCGCCGCAUCCCCCCUUUCCGCACUCCUCCCCCCAUCAUAGACAAACACAUUGUGCAUGCUAAUUUUGCAGUUCUUAUUCGGCCUUCACCGCUGGACACCCGGGCCUCGUUGACCAGCAGAUAAAGGAAGAUCCAAUGCGUACAUGCGUCUAGACUUCCAGACCAUCCGGCCGGUAGCAUGCCCUCUGUCCCAUAUGUCGUUUAUUAACGGCCACGAUAUUCGUUCCAGCCUACGGAUACGCAUCUUUCCUCGCUUCUAUCGCUUGGGACUUUUCUUUCUACGAGGAGGGACAAAGGGCUAUAAAGCACGCGCUUUUCAAAGUCUCACGACAUGCUUCGAAGCUGCCAACAGACACAUCACAUUGCAUCGGCUGCAUUACCGUUUGAGUCUAUAUCAAGCCUGGUAAUCCCCAACCCGCAUCCUCAGAUUACUUCUCUUAUUUGCCCAACAAAUCUUGUGGAUGAACUGCGGGAUAAAGGAAAGCAUUGGAAAAGGGAGCUGCUUAAUAUUAUCCAUGUUUCGCAGACUAUUAUUCGCGGGGGCCUUUUUUCUUUUCCUUUUUCUUCCAACCCUUCUACUGGGUAUUCUAUCUCCCAUCGGUCCCGGCAUAGUGUUGAUUUAUUUUCAGAACUUUUGAUGCAUCAUCUGCCAUAUGUUCUUCAUUCGUCACAGUUUUCUCCUUCCUGUGAUGUGCCAUUUGUUGUCCACUAUAGAUAUCAUCAAGGCAAACCUGCUAUCGGCACCCUGCACUUGAGGGUUUCGCGAUCAUGUUUGCCUUGCUGCUGUUAUCCAACUUUGAUCUCAUUAUAUCCUGCUCCGGGUUUGCGCUCCUUGUUGUCCCUAUUCUUCUUGCUCUCAUUUUCCUCGGGCUACAUAUAUAUUGCUACUAAGCUAUGUAGGAACCAAAAGUACUGUAUAUGAUUCCGCCGAAGCUCAAACGGAUCGCUCACCCUGCAAGUGCCGGCCAUAUCGCGCCUCAAUAUAGAGGACCAAGCCGACAAAGAACAAAGACCAACGCUACACAAUAACAGGGCUUGAGGGGAAAUAGCGGGAUGUAGAAAAUGGACGAAUCCAAAGAACGACUACAAGCAAAUUAAAAUCUCUAAAGACAAAAAAGUGGUAAGAGGGAAGAAUUGAAGCUGAUUCCGGCUGUUCCCUCAAGUCUCCAAUCCCUUUCAUCAACCCACAACAAAGGUCCAUAUGAUGGCCCUCGUUCUCUGCUCAGACUGGCUAUAGCCCCAACCCGACGGCAAAUGAGUUGUGAAAUAUCCCUGUCAAAAUAUUCCUUUUGUCAAAACCCGGCGCGGCGCGGGUGUUAGGACGGAGAGCUAGUAUACAUAGUACAGUACAUGCACAUAUCAGGAAAAAGAAAAGAAACCCAAAAUACUUGGAAAAAUAAAAAGAAGAGAGAGAGAGAGAGAGAGAUCAAGCCGUACGAGCGCCUAAUCUUCCCAUAGUUACGGAGUAUAUGCCUUCACAUUCUCCACACACAUCCACAAAGCCAGACGCACCCACGACGGACUUCACAGCCACCCCCGAAAUCCGGCAAAGAGGACACAUCCAACUGGCGGAAACCAACCAGGUAGUGCCUUCGCGCCAACAAUCUAAGAAUAACAAUGACCCGGCUAAGGCACUGUAUACGUCAGCCAGACGCCUCCCCGACAGAACGACAUAACUGAACCCCGAAUUUGAAAAAUGCUUAUUAGCCUGGCUGCGGCCGGAAAGCGCAAAUAACAUAGGUAGUAGUUAGGGCCUCUUCUCUCUGUUCUCCCACACCCCAAAAACCUACCUAUGCAUGAGAUCGGACAUUUACCCCUAUAUGUAGCGUGUCCGGGCCCUUUAGUCCUGCAUUUACCUCGCUGUCACUUUUCUUCGUGAGUUGGAUGCUCUGUUAUCAUCUAGUCUCACGGUUAAUAACUGGCAUGUAUGUAAUGCAUAUACGAACGACAUAUAGCAUAGCAUAUAUUCAAGAUAAUACGGAAUGACCCAUACAUCUAUCAAUCUGUCAGGUACUGUACAUAUACAGGGACUUAAUAUAAUUGCCUCGACAAGCCUUGACAUAAUUUUGUGUUAGGGAAGCGUUGGAACAAUGCAGUAGCCGAGUACCAAGUACAGAUAGAGAAUACCUUGGAACUUGGACGAGCGAAUAGCACCCAAGUAUAGGGAUUUAGAGUAUUCCCAGCGGCUUGGAUGAGCGACAACCCUAGGUCCGAUCCCUGAUUUUCGCUCUAGAAUGGGAG